Messenger RNA from Oreochromis aureus, 939 nucleotides. RefSeq names its product odorant receptor 131-2-like. The record is from RefSeq and is a predicted model, not a curated record. NCBI's taxonomy places the organism in Eukaryota, Metazoa, Chordata, Actinopteri, Cichliformes, Cichlidae. Bases 1 to 939 code for a protein of 312 amino acids. Gene Ontology annotation, molecular function: G protein-coupled receptor activity. The transcript has a single exon. Gene Ontology annotation, biological process: G protein-coupled receptor signaling pathway. Gene Ontology annotation, cellular component: membrane.
AUGUCGAAUGUAUCUCAGUCUUACACUAACAUGUCUAUUGAAGUGCAGUAUCAGGAGCUACUGAGGGUAAUUAUUAUUUCCACUCUGUCAACAGUUCCAUCUUUUAUUUUUCUCUUCAUUAAUGGGACUAUGUUGUUCACACUGAGGAGUAAACCUGUGUUUCGUGACACUCCCCGUUACAUUCUUCUGUAUAACCUCCUUUUUGCAGACACUGUGCAGCUGGCACAGAGUCAGGUUCUUUUCCUGCUCUCUAUUUUUAGAGUAAAAUUGCCAUAUCCUGUAUGUGGAUUUCUCAGCUUGUUGGCCAAUCUCACCACUGGGAUCUCCCCUCUCACCCUUUCGGUGAUGCCUCUGGAGAGAUAUGUAGCUGUGUGCUACCCACUGAGGUAUCCUACCAUCAUCACCAUCAGAAACACAGGGGCUGCUAUCAUUGUGAUCUGGAUCAUCAGCUCACUAAAUAAUCUCACCAGACUCAUCUUUUUCUUUCCAUUUGAAAUGUUGAAAAAUCUGCAAGUGAAAGAUCUUUGUUCCAAUAUAGCUCUACUGUUUGGGUCCAAGUCUGAUCAAUAUGAUACAGCUUUCACAUGUUUAGUGUUUGUAUCAGCUGGUGUGGCAGUCAUUUUUUCUUAUAUCGGUGUGAUAUUAGCAGCCAGGUCGGCCUCUGCAAACAAAGCUUUAGCCCGUAAAGCUCAAAACACUCUGCUGCUUAAUAUGAUGCAGCUGUGCCUGAGUCUCUGCUCAACUAUUAAUAACCCUUUGCUCAUAGCUCUUUCAAGAACUGUAACAAGAACCGUAUUUUUGUGGGUUCAGAAUGUAUUUUAUGUGUGCUUUAUUAUCUUACCCAGAUGCCUGAGUUCUCUCAUCUAUGGGCUAAGGGAUCAGACCAUCAGGCCUGUCCUCAUGUACCACCUAUGCUGUUAUCAGAAACUAAGUCAGUAG